This is a messenger RNA of Liolophura sinensis, 2251 nucleotides long. RefSeq lists its product as uncharacterized. Lineage: Eukaryota; Metazoa; Mollusca; Polyplacophora; Chitonida; Chitonidae. The record is from RefSeq and is a predicted model, not a curated record. The transcript has 2 exons. The coding region runs from base 27 to 899 and encodes 290 amino acids.
UGAGAUUUCCAGCCUUUCGAUGACAGAUGGCAAAGUCGAGAGCUGAAAUCCAAAGGGCGUACCGAGAAAGACAGAAAGCAAAGAAUAAUGAAGAAUAUUUGAAGAAGGAAAGGGAGAGACGGAGAAGAAACUAUGUGCCAUCAGCACAACUCAGCAGAAGAGACAGGAUUAGGAGGAACGUGAAGAACAACGAAACGCUAAAGAGACAUCGCCGAAGAAGGAAGGAAGAAGCUAGACUUGCAGCAGAAGCAGCAGAAGCCGCCAUCGAAAAUCAACGGAUUGGUGAAAACAUGGAUAGUAGCGGAUAUGACAGCCCUGGAUCACAAGCCGGUCCAUCAAAUCUUAUUGUACGAUUGCCUUUUAACAAUAGGCGAAAUGGAUCUAGGAAAAGAAUUAGCAGGAGUUUGUCAAAGAAAGCGAAAGAAUUAUCAAAAUUACGGACUCAAUUCCACGGCUUAAAUAGAAAACACAGAACAACACUUCGCAAGUUUCAACGCCUGAAGAAAAAGUUAGUUGAGAAAUCACCCAAGUCACCAAGAAGUCAAACGGAGAAACAAAUCAGAGAAGCCAGACUCAACGAGGAACAAGGUCGUAAGGUUCGGAGACAGCUGCUUUUGGGAAAUUAUUGUUCUCAGUGGAGACAGGAACACACCUCACUGGAUGACGCGGAGAGUCCACAGGAAAACGUGGAGCGUCCUUCUGAACCCUGCCUGCGUGAUGACCAAAGGGAAGGAUCUGACUUGUCCACUGGACCUGAGGUAUACAACGUUGACGACUUUGUUGUGGCCUUUUAUGAAGGCACGUGGUAUAUUGGCAAGAUUCUGGAGGUCGACCCAGCGGAUGAAUCUGGUUACAUUUAUCUGAUUUCAUUUAUGAAAAGGAUGAAGAAAACGUUUUAGUGGCCGGUGCGAGAGGACGUGAUCUGGUGCAAAAAGGACGAUGUAAGGUGCAAAGUUUCUCAACCAGUGGCAUCCGGCAAAUCCAAGAGGAUGUUUGUCAUUCCAAAAGAGGACUGGGAUAAAAUUGACACUUUCGCUGAGGAAUUAUAAACAUUUUCAAACGAUGUACCGAAAACAACUACUUUUUUUUUAAUAAUGAAAGAAACAGUGACUGACACGUUUUUGUUUUCAUGGAUGUAGCAAACACGGACAUUCGAGGCAUGGUACGAUAUAUUUUUGGGGAUGUAACGAACAUUUCGAGCGUGACAAACAAAAAUACAUUGAAAAACAUUUGUUAAGCAUAUAUGUAAUGCCUAAAUAUGUUAAUUUUACCUUUACUAUGAUGUCAUUUCACAAAGUUAUCUUAAACACUUUACAUCUAUAAUUCCGUUGUUUGAUAAGCAGGGUGCUAGGCCUAUAAUAGACCUUGACGUGCUUUAUGAAUUGAAUUAUUACAAUUUGGUGUAAAGUUCUCCAUCGUGAUUUGAAACGCGACAAGAACGUUUUCAUUGUGUGUAUCUUCAUUUCUUUUAACGGUAUAGAGAGAUAUAGUUGUAUAAAUCAAGUGCGGAUGUAGCGGAGAUGUAAAAUUUCAGUUUCGUUCAGUUUCUGAAAUGUUCGUUACUUUGCUCAUCCGAAAAUAUUAUUUCGAGAUUUGCUAUACCACUCAAAAUAGCGGUAACAAGCUGUUUUAGUUUUGUUCAUCAAUAAAUCUAAUUUGAUUUUCCAGACUUGAUAAUUGGAUUCCAGCCGUUUAAUUUUAGUUCAUCAGACACAACACGAACGCUAACUCAGCCAUUCUACUUUUUCAACUAUGGAUGUACAGGGUGCUCGGUUUUUUAUUGCGCACAUAUCGGCCAAAUCGAACUGUUCUCUCCAGAUACACAGUUCGCUGGCGGAACAAAAUGAGUAAAAGUGUAUCAAUGCAAUUUCAGAGAAAAUUCGGUGAAUAUCAGAGGAAUCUUCUGAUGGGUGAAUCAAUUCAGUCGAUCAGUAACGUACAUUUCUGGCGGAAACUGACCUCUUAAUUAGGCAAAACAUAAUCCUGUAUUCAUAGAAAACUGGUGAAGUGAUGAUAAAAAUAAUUCACAUGGAGAUUCUUCUAUUAAUGAAUGACUAAAAACAAACAAAAUAUGGUGGAUUACUCAUACUUUAUUUUUCGAAAUUACCGUCUGGCAAAUGCACCCCAUUAUUGAGUUUGCGUGUAUACACAUUCUUCUGACCUAUGCUGGGUAAAUGGCAACACCUCUCCAACACAGUGUUAUGUGAACUAUCCUGCCAAAGUGGGGACGCUAUUAUCACCAGGGGUUCUG